AAUGAAAAUGGUGUUGUAAUAUGUAUUUCAAAAGUAAAAGCACACAUUAAUUAAUGUUUAAAGUAAAAAACUGGAGGAGAAAAUUACGGUAUGGUGAUAGCCGAGGGACCACCAUUACACAUACAUUUUUGCCCUCUAAAAACAAAAAAAAGAAGAAGAAGAAGAAGAAGAAGAUAGAAGCACCAGGGGAAAAAUAAAAAUAAAAAAGCCGCAAAUAAAAACCGGAGCUCCGCUUCGCAGAACCAAAGCAAAGCAAAGCAGUUCGAGCGAUCGAGGACGAUGCACGCGAAAACGGACUCGGAGGUGACGAGCGCGGCCCCGUCGUCGCCCGCGCGCUCUCCGCCGCGGCGCGGCGGAGCGGCGGCGGGGACGAUCCCGCCGCCCCCGGCGCCGGCGCCGGCGCGCGCCGUGUACUACGUGCAGAGCCCGUCGCGGGACUCGCACGACGGGGAGAAAACGGCGACGUCGCUCCACUCCACCCCGGCCGCGUCGCCGCCGCACUACGCCCACUCCAGCGUCGGCCGCCACUCCCGCGAGUCCUCCUCCACCAGCCGCUUCUCCGGCUCCCUCAAGCCCCACGGCCCCGCCUCCGCCGCCGCCGCCGCCGCCGGGUCGCGGCGCGUCUCCCCCAACGACGCCUCCGCCGCCGCCGCCGCCGCCGCCGGUGCCGAUCGGUGGAAGGACGGCGGGUUGAUCGAGGAGGAGGGGCUGCUCGACGAGGAGGGGGAGCGGCGGGGGAUCCCGCGGCGCUGCUACGUGCUAGGGUUCGUGACGGCCUUCCUCGUGCUCUUCUUCUUCUUCGCCCUCAUCCUCUGGGGCGCCAGCCACAAUCAGAAGCCCAUCGUCACCAUGACCAGCAUAAGGUUUGAGAACUUCAUAAUCCAAGCGGGGACGGACGCGUCGCUGGUUCCGACGGAGCUGUCGACGCUGAACACGACGGUGAAGCUGACGUUCCGCAACACCGGCCGCUUCUUCGGCGUCCACGUCUCCUCCACUCCCCUCGACAUCUACUACUCCCAGAUCAAAAUGGCCUCCGGAUACAUGAACGAGUUCUAUCAGUCUCGGAAGAGCCAAAGGAGCGUGAGUGUGGUGGUGCUGGGGAACAAGGUCCCGCUCUACGGCGGCGGCGCAGGGCUCAGCAGCUCGCCAGCAGCGGCGGCGGCUGCAUCGGGGAAGGCGGCUGCCGCCAGCCCGCCUAUUCCGUUGACACUGAGCUUGAGAACGAGGGCGAGGGCGUACGUGUUAGGGGAAUUGGUGAAGCCCAAGUUCUACACCGACGUGCAGUGCUCGGUCCUGCUCGACCAGUCCAAGCUCAACACCCCUGUCUCUCUCAAGAACACCUGCCAAUACAACAGCUAAAAUGCUCUACAGAGAGAGAGAGAGAGAUGGGUGUAGUUUUCAUUUUUUUUGUUUUUGUUUAUUUGUUUGUUUGUUUGUUUGUUAGUGCUCGCCAAAGAGUAAAUUUGUAAGUUGUUUGAAUAUAUAGUUGAUGAGUCCAUUUAUAGUUUCUAAGAAAAAUUUUAACGGCCUUAAAGAGGUGUAGUUUUCAUAUUGGUUCGACAAACAAUAUAUGACAUCUUACAUGUAA
Ananas comosus (pineapple) is the source of this 1588-nucleotide messenger RNA. RefSeq lists its product as uncharacterized. The coding region runs from base 280 to 1359 and encodes 359 amino acids. Lineage: Eukaryota; Viridiplantae; Streptophyta; Magnoliopsida; Poales; Bromeliaceae. The record is from RefSeq and is a predicted model, not a curated record. The transcript is spliced from 3 exons.